Molecule: messenger RNA, 2286 nt
Organism: Symbiodinium sp. CCMP2592
Lineage: Eukaryota; Dinophyceae; Suessiales; Symbiodiniaceae
Source: the annotation of a GenBank genome assembly
AUGGCGCACUUCUUCCUCAUGCAAGGCAAGAUGGAUGAGGUCGCGAAGAAGUUCUUUGCCGUCACGCAGGAGGCGAAUGAUGCCCUUCCAUCGGAGGUGGCAGCGGUCACAAAGAUUCAGUCCGUGCACCGCGCUCCUCAUCCAGCGGAUGAUCCGCGGAUGUCUGGGAAGGAGACGAGCCAAGUCGGUGAGCAUCGAGCGUACAAACAAGCUGCAGCUACACUUCUUCCACCACUGUGCCUGGUGCUGAGACGUCUUUCUCUGCUGCUAUCUGUUGACGAGCACAAAGCCAAGGCUGCCAUGAUCCAACGCCUUUGGCGCGGAUGGUUUAGCCGACUGCAUGUCCACGAUUUCUACAUGCGCAGAGACUAUCUCGUCAAGGCUAGGUACACAGUCCCGCCGGCCCUAGCAGGCCCCAGUAGCGAGUGUUUUCGAAGCAUACAGGUGGAGCAGCGAGGACAGUGGACACAGGACUUCCUGGCAUCGGAGCACAAGGACGGAUGGAGCGCGGAGGGUGGUAGACGCCACCACAGAUGCCGGAAGGAGAAGCUCCAGGUCGCCAAGAUGGAGGAGGAGUUGAAGGUCCGUCAGGAGCUCCUUGGAACAAAAGCCCUGGCGGCGGCUCGACGUACCGGCUGGGUACCGGUCGUCGGUCUUUUGUCGACGGACCAAAUGACCGACCUCAUCGACGCCGGCCACGCGGCGAGCCAGCUGAUGGUUGGCAUGGUGCAAGGAUCGACGAUGGAGACUGCGGCGGAGGUCGCGGCGGAAGCAGCGGGGGGCACCGGCGGCACUGACAGCAUGCCCUUUGUGCCGACGCCCAUCCCUGAGGGCGACGAAGACGACGAGGUGCUCAUGUCCCAGCCCGUGGUGGUCGACACGGCGGGGGUUGGGUCCCCGCCUGUGGCAUCCCCUGUGGCGGCGGCUCCCACCCCGAUGGCUACAGCACCGACGCCUUCAGGCAGAUCGACGCCGGCGAUCGUGAAGGCGACGCCUCCGGAAGAUUUGGCCCCACUGCCAUCGGCGCCACCCUCGGUACCGGCAUCGGGCACAGCGACCCCGGCGCCACAGGACUACUUCAUCGACGUCGCCACCAAGGCCAAGGCGGCGUCCCUGCUGGCAUCCCGGGCUGACACAUGGCAGGUGGCGGCGCUGACUUCGAUGCCAUCCUCUGGGACGGCGACACCCGCGCACUCGGCGCGACGGGGGCCCCCCAACGCCAGGGAGAUUGUGGCGGCGUUGGAUGUGCAGGCGACGCAGGCUCGCCCUGACUCCUCCUCGGCGUCGGCUGGUCGACGCCCAUUCUUUACUGGCCUCGACGCUAUGGAAGAAGCGUCGGCGGCGGCCUCCGGUGCGGCGUCACCGACGGGCAGCUCCCGCCACAAAGCCCCGCCGACGCCUCUGGUGCCUCCCACGGCGUUGGUCAUUGAUCCCAACAGGGGCGGCGGCACAGCUGCGACGCCUAUUCACCCGGGGCUGGGCAUUGCGGCGGUCACCGUGCCGGCAGAGAACCUGGAGACGGCGGAGCCGAUGGUCUACCCGCCGACGCCCAACCCCUACGACGGACCGCCCACUCACAUGGCAGCCGCGGCUUCUGCGGCGGAGGUUCCUAUGACCCUCCCGACGGCGGCCAGGCGGAUUGCGGCGGCGGCGAGCAACCAGGAGUUCCCCUACAUCCGCCGGCCGCCUGCCGACGCUCACCACCGACGGUCCUCUGUGCCGACGGAGGCCAUGCGGGCAGAGAGACGGCGAAGGGAGGCAUCGGCCCAUGAGCGGCGCCAGUAUGAGGCAUAUGAUCCGCGGCGGUGGGGCAGCACCCCGUGGACGGCGGAGGAAGUUGGCCACAUUUCCCCGGCGUACUUCGAGUACAAACGCCUGAUGGAGAGGGCCGGCGCGUCAGCCGAGGAGACGGCGGUGCCACCACAUCUUCGACGCUUUGCCUAUGCCUCCCUGGGCCAGCUGCGGGAGAUGGAGGACAGCGGCGCCCUGCCCAGGCCCGCGACGCCACGGCGUGGCGAAGACCCGCCAGAGGCGGACUACCCGUUCCUCCGACGCUUGCCCGCCGGCGUGGCCGGCGCACGCAUCACGGUGCGGCACAGCAAGGAGGAACGACGGAUCGUUGGCUGGUGCGCGCACCCAUGCACGGUGCCGCACCGCGACGCUGUGUGCGGCGGAGAGGGUCGCUGCCUUCGGCCUAUCGCCCUCGGCGCAGCCGGCGCCCACGGCGCAUCCGGCAGCCACAAAUGCCCGGCGUGUGAAGGCCUCAAGGGCACAGGGCGGCGCUGA